Gastrolobium bilobum is the source of this 2040-nucleotide messenger RNA. RefSeq names its product heat shock cognate 70 kDa protein 2-like. Gene Ontology annotation, molecular function: misfolded protein binding; ATP hydrolysis activity; ATP binding. Gene Ontology annotation, biological process: protein refolding; cellular response to unfolded protein. Gene Ontology annotation, cellular component: cytoplasm. The coding region runs from base 1 to 2040 and encodes 679 amino acids. The transcript is spliced from 2 exons. The record is from RefSeq and is a predicted model, not a curated record. NCBI's taxonomy places the organism in Eukaryota, Viridiplantae, Streptophyta, Magnoliopsida, Fabales, Fabaceae.
AUGGCAACAACAAAUGGUGAGAGAGUGGCAAUAGGAAUCGAUCUAGGCACAACCUACUCAUGCGUUGCUGUGUGGCGCCACGAUCGAGUGGAGAUCAUCGUCAACGAUCAAGGCAACCGAAUAACACCAUCUUGCGUUGCCUUCACUCCCACCCAAAAGAUGAUUGGUGAAGCUGCUCAGAACCAGGCUGCUACCAACCCUGUCAACACUGUCUUUGAUGCAAAGCGGUUAAUUGGAAAGAGAUUUAGUGACCCCACGGUUCAGAGUGAUAUGAAGUUAUGGCCAUUCAAAGUUAUUGCAGGUGUUAAUGACAGGCCCAUGAUUGUUGUUAAUUACAAUGGUGAGGAAAAACAUUUUUCUGCUGAGGAAAUUUCAUCCAUGGUCUUGACAAAGAUGCGUGAGAUUGCAGAGGCUUUUCUUGGAUCAAUGGUGACAGAUGUUGUUGUGACUGUGCCUGCUUACUUUGAUAACUUUCAACGUCAAGCUACCAGAGAUGCUGGUGCUAUUGCUGGCCUCAAUGUUAUUCGAAUAAUUAAUGAGCCUACUGCUGCAGCAAUUGCAUAUGGCCAGCUUCACACUAAAGAUUAUAGUCUGGGAAGUAAAAAUGUUUUCAUCUUCGAUCUUGGUGGUGGUACUCUGGAUGUGUCUCUUCUCACAAUUAAGAAUGAUGAUAUCCAAGUUAGGGCCAUUGAUGGAGACACUCACCUUGGUGGAGAGGACUUUGACAAGAGAAUGAUGAACUAUUGUGUGAAUGAGUUCGAGAGAAAGAACCAAAUGGACAUUACUGGAAACCCAAGAGCCCUUAGGAGGUUGAGGACUGCUUGUGAGAAAGCAAAGAGGACACUCUCUUCCACUACGGAGACCACUAUUGAAUUAGAUUGUUUAUAUCAGGGUAUUGAUUUCUACUCAUCAAUCACUCGUGCAAAGUUUGAGGAACUCAACAGGGACCAGUUUGACAAGUGUAUGGAGCAUGUGGAGAAGUGUCUGAAAGAUUCUAAGAUGGAAAAGAGCAGGGUUGAUGAUGUUGUCCUUGUAGGUGGCUCUACAAGGAUUCCAAAAGUGCAGCAGCUAUUGAGGGACUUCUUUGAUGGAAAGGAUCUAUGCAUGAGCAUCAAUGCUGAUGAGGCUGUUGCUUAUGGUGCUGCUGUCCAGGCUUUUAGAUUGAGUAGUAGUGAGUUCAAUGAGAAGGUUAAUCAUGUGUGUGAAGUCACUCCUCUGUCCCUUGGGGUGAAAAUAAAUGGAGGUAUCAUGAAAGUAAUGAUACCUAGGAAUACUAUCUUUCCUACAAAGAUGGAACAUGUAUUCACCACACAUUUUGAUAACCAAAUCAUUAUAUUGAUUCAUGUUUACGAGGGCGAGAGGCAAAUAACUAGUGGCAACAACUUGCUAGGUGAAUUUGAGCUGGAAAUACCUCCAGCUCCUCGGGGUGUUCCUCAAAUCAAUGUCAGCUUUCAAAUUGAUGAUGAUGGUAUCCUACACGUCUCUGCCACGGAAAAAUUAAAUGGAAUAAACAAGAAGGUUGUGAUAAUAAAUGACAAGGGAAGGCUUUCAAUGGAAGAAAUUAAGAGGAUGAUCAGAGAAGCUGAGAAGUACAAGGCUGGAGAUGAGGAGUACCUGAAGAAGGUAAAAGCAAGGAAUGCAUUGGAGAAGUAUGCAUACAACAUGAGGAAUGCUAUAAAUAAUAAGGAGAUUAGUUUGAAGCUUUCCCAACAAGACAAGAAAAGGAUCAACAGUGCAAUUGAUAUGGCCUUAGGAUGGCUUGAAGUCAAUGUGGUUGCAGAACAAGAAGAUUUUGACAAGAUAAGGAGUGUUCUUUCGAGUGUCUUUGAUCCAAUUAUUAUGAAGAUGAUAAAGGAUGAGGAUGAUGAUGGUGUGCCCCCUGGUGGUACUGUUGUUGCUGGCUCUGAUAUGAAUAAUAAAAAGAAUCGCUUGUUAUCAAUAUUGGGAAAAUUUGCUUUCGAGGCAGUAAUUUCAGCUGUUACAGGUAAUAUCACUGGGUUGGUUUCUUCUGUAAUUCAAGCUAUUAUUCAAACUAUUUAA